Messenger RNA from Habropoda laboriosa, 831 nucleotides. RefSeq names its product exosome complex component RRP42 (gene Rrp42). Bases 1 to 831 code for a protein of 276 amino acids. Gene Ontology annotation, cellular component: nuclear exosome (RNase complex); cytoplasmic exosome (RNase complex). The record is from RefSeq and is a predicted model, not a curated record. Lineage: Eukaryota; Metazoa; Arthropoda; Insecta; Hymenoptera; Apidae. Gene Ontology annotation, biological process: nuclear polyadenylation-dependent rRNA catabolic process; U5 snRNA 3'-end processing; U1 snRNA 3'-end processing. The transcript has 6 exons.
AUGUAUCACUUUCAUGCAGAUUUUAGGAAUGAUGGUAGACGACGAUGUGAAUAUCGAUCAAUGGAAAUUGAAACCAAAUUGAUGCCACAAACUCAUGGUUCUGCAAGAUUACAUAUAGGAAACACGGAUAUUCUUGUUGGUGUUAAAGUAGAACUUGAUAUACCCCAUGCAGAUAAACCAAAUGAAGGAAAAUUAGAAUUUUUUGUUGAUUGCUCUGCUACUGCAACUCCAGCAUUUGAGGGGAAAGGUGGUGAUGACUUAGCAACUGAAAUAAGUAAUACAUUAACAAUUGCUUAUCAAACACGUUAUGCCUUUGAUUUAAGAACAUUAUGUAUUUUACCCCAUAAAAAAUGUUGGAAAAUAUUUGUUGAUGUCUUGAUUCUUCAGUGUGGUGGUAACCUCUUUGAUGCAGUAGGAAUUGCAGUUAAGGCUGCAUUGAAUAGUACAGAAAUACCAAAUAUUACAGCUGCAACUCUUGACGGCGGAGAACCAGAUAUUCAAUUGUCAGAUGAUUUUUAUGACUGUAUACAAUUGGACACAAGUAAUUAUCCAGUCAUUGUAACACUGUGUAAAAUUGGAGAUAAUUACAUUGUUGAUCCAACUUCAGAAGAAGAAGUAUGUAGUGCAAGUAGCAUAGUUAUGUCUGUAUUACCAAGUAAUAAAAUCUCAUCAGUGAUUAAAUUGGGUUAUGGAAGCAUUCAAACUAAUACUUUUAACAAAAUGCUACAGAUGGGUCAAAGUAUAGGCUUACGAUUGAAUGAAGGUCUUAUGAAAGCAUUGAAAGAAGAAAGUCAACUUGGAUGUAGACUAAUAUAUGGUUUUCUUAGAUAA